Cuscuta epithymum is the source of this 1813-nucleotide messenger RNA. The record is from the annotation of a GenBank genome assembly. NCBI's taxonomy places the organism in Eukaryota, Viridiplantae, Streptophyta, Magnoliopsida, Solanales, Convolvulaceae.
UGGUAAAUGUGCAAAGAUUGACUAUUGCAACUAAAAAAGAACGGAGAAAGUACUUUUCUUCUAAUUUGAUUAUUAAUCUUUAAAACCCAUUUAAGUGAUGGCGGACAAUUGAAAGACCCCGGAAGAUCCUACCCACACCCAACAAUGGCUUCUGCCGCCGAAAUCAUCGGCACCAAUAUAGAAACUUCUGCUCUGUUCUUAUUAACAGUUCUACUCCUUUAUACCCUGUGGCGGCUUUAUUUCGGAAAUCCAUUCAAGCCAGCUAGCCCGUUACCGCCGGGACCGUUCGGUUUUCCGGUAGUCGGAUACCUGCCGUUUCUCCGCCCGGAUCUUCACCACCAGUUCACGGAUCUCGCCGGAAAGUACGGACCCAUCUUCAAGCUCCAACUAGGAAGCCGGCUGUGCAUGGUGGUGAGCUCGCCGUCCCUCGUGAAAGAGAUCGUUCGCGAUCAAGAUGCAAUUUUCGGUAACCGCCACCCGACGGCGGCGGCACUGAUAGCCACGUACGGCGGCCGUGACAUCGCCUUUGCGCCCCUCGGCAAUUACUGGCGCGAAGCCCGGAAGAUUUUCGUCCGGGAGAUGCUGAGCAGCAAGAACAUCAGAGCCUGCCAUGAUCACCGGCGAGAAGAGGUCAGAAAAGCGAUCAGAAGUCUGAGGUCAAAAUCCGGUCAAGCUGUGAACAUCCGGGAAUUGGCUUCUUUGACUGAAAUGAAUGUAGUGACGAGAAUGAUUAUGGGGAGUACCUUAGGAUCUGAUGAAGAAAAGCGUGAGAAAGUUGGGGAAAUGUUCAGGGAGGUGAUGGGUAAAUUUGUGGCCACACUUGGGGAGCCUAAUAUAUCUGAUUUUUUUCCAUGGCUGGAAAGGUUUGAUCUGCAGGGAAUUCAGGGAAAGAUGGGUAAUUUAGUUAAGGUUGUAGGAGAUAUUCUUGAGCCCAUCAUUGAAGAAGGGGAAAAAAUGGUUUCUGAGAAGUCUCAGAGAGAUGGGAGGAAGGCUGGGGAUGAGAAGGAUUUUAUGCAGAUUCUCUUAGAGCUGAAGGCUGGUGAAGCUGGCAAAUUUUUGGAUUUUGGUGCAAUCAAAGCCAUCUUGGAGGAUAUAGUGAUAGGGGGAACAGACACAACAGCGACGACAGUGGAGUGGGUCAUGGCAGUGCUUCUUGACGAUCUAGAGGUCAUGAAACAGGUCCAAAAUGAGUUGGAGCAGAUAGUUGGAAUGAACUCUACUGUGGAAGAACUCCAUUUACCUAAGCUUACCUAUUUGGAUGCUGUUGUGAAGGAAACUUUGCGUCUACAUCCUCCACUCCCACUCCUCGUCCCCAGGUGUCCAACAGCAACUUCACAAGUGGGCGGUUACACAAUCCCAAAAGGCACUAGGGUCUUUCUGAAUACACAUGCCUUACACAGAGAUCCUCAGCUUUGGGACAAUCCGUUGAAGUUCAUGCCUGAAAGGUUCCUCGAUCCGGGUUUGGUUUCGGGAUUGGAUUACACCGGGAAUGAUUUUCGGUUUCUUCCGUUUGGGUCGGGAAGGAGAAUCUGUGCUGGGAUUCCCCUGGCUGAGAAAAUGCUAAUGUACAUUUUGGCCUCGUUGUUGCAUUCCUUCGACUGGCGGCUUUCUGAAGGGGAAAAGCUGGAUUUGUCAGAUGGGUUCGGAAUAGUCGCUAGGAAGAAGACUCCUUUGAUUGCUGUCCCAACUCCAAGGUCAUCCAACUCUGAGCUUUAUCAUUAAAGCUCGGAGAAUCAUCAUAACUUAAUGAAAUAACAUGUACUUUGAAGUUAAACUAUGUUUAUGUAUAUAAGCCGCACGCAGACCUCAAAUU